GAGGGCUCCUGUGCUAACCCUUCUUCGUUGUCUGAAGGGUCGUCAUAAAAAAAUACUCCAAGUGCCAGAGAAAAUGUAGAGGAGGGUGCAAGUAGCCCUUCGCUGGAAAGUAUGGAGGUGGCUGUAGAUGUGCCCGUGGUUGUAGGUUGGGAGAAUAAAACUAUAGGUGGCAGGCUGAGUAACCUUCGUAAAGCGCCACAUACAUUGACGGCCGUAUUUAGGUUUAGAGCAAACCUGCACCAUGAGGUAACGGAUUGCGCCACCUCCAUUAAAGGGUACAAAAGACUGGAGGAAGUGGUGAGGCAGUAUCAUGUUCCUAGGACAUUUUUGGUACGAAUUGGCACCAAAAAUGAAAGGGCUUGUAGUGUGUCAGCAGCAGGGUGGAUACCCGUAUAUGUGGACCACUUCAACGCUGGCCUGAGAUUCCCCUUGCCUGGGUUGAUUUUUGACCUUCUCUCAAAAUACAAGCUGGUGAUGACACAGUUGACCCCGAACAACAUAAAAUUUAUCAUAAGAUUUAUGCUAUUGUGCUCGAGGUUGGAGAUACCUGCGAAGGCAAUCGUGUUCAGAUCGUUCUUCUUAUGCCGGCUGAGUACCACACAGACGAGGUGGUACUACAUUUCUGGGCGAGAAAAAAGGGUGAUCUUUACGAACGUGAGAAAUAAGGUAUCUCGUUGGAAGAGACAAUUCAUUUUUGUCCAGGAUACGCGAACAGAGAGGGUUAGCAACGAUCUGGUAGCUUGCCUCUCUGAGUGGCGCUCAGGGCAUGCGUACAUGAACUACCCCAUGCUAACCCCAGAUGACCUGGAGCUUAAGGACCGAAUAACGAACUAUGUGAAGGGAGUGGGGUUAGUUGAUUUAGAAGCCCUGGUUACCCUUGAGGUGCUCACUUUGUGUGGGUUUGUGGAUGUCACAAACCUGUUCAAUGAAGCUAGAAGGACUAGGUCUAGCACGCAGAGGCAAACACGCUUUGACGAGCAGCCGCCUGCAGCACCUCGCAGCUUGUCACAGAGGGAGCGAGGCUCCAGCUCAGCCUCAUGGCCACAAGCCAAGCGCAGAGUAGAAACCAUUUAUGUUGAGACCUGGAGGCAUGCUCAUGAAGACUCCGAUGCAGAAAAUGAUGUGCCCUUGAUUCGGCGCAGAUUGAACUUAGGGAUGUCAACGGGGCCCCGUGGGGUCGGGGAGUGCCUCCCCGUCCUCGUCCCCGCGAAUGGUAGGGACGGGGAUCUCCGCGGGGAUUUUUUACGAGGGGCAGAUUUUGCCCCCCGUCCCCGUCCCCGUUCCCCACGGGGAAUGGGGAUCCUCGCGGAGAUCCCCAUUCCCCACCAAGUAAUAACAAAGUAUACAUUUUUUGCAUCAAACAUAAAUAAAAAUUAAGUUAACACAAAUAAUUAAAUCAAUAAAAUUGUU
Messenger RNA from Rubroshorea leprosula, 1410 nucleotides. NCBI's taxonomy places the organism in Eukaryota, Viridiplantae, Streptophyta, Magnoliopsida, Malvales, Dipterocarpaceae. The record is from the annotation of a GenBank genome assembly.